CAGUGUUACAAAAUGAAAUUAAAAUGAUAAAAAUAUCGAAUAUUUACAAAGAUGUUGUGUUUUUACACGAAUAUUUCUACAAAUAGAUAUGAGAAGACAAUGUGGAUGCUUUAGAAGUACAAAUCGCAGAUAAUGGAAGAGAAUAGCGCGUCCAUCGGUCUCGAAUGGCGUCGUGUUUUCGAAAGGACCCCCUCGCAAGAACGGGAAAAUGUUUUGAAGAGGAAUGUUGUCUCUUGCCUUAAACAAGCUGCUGUAAAAUCGUGCAUCAUCACAAGAGAUCCCGUUCUUGUUAUUGGCCUGAAGGAUUCCUUGGUUCAACGAUGCGUUAUCGACGCAAUCGAGUGGUUUUUGUUCGCAGAGGAACCACGUCAGGGCCGCGUAAAGCUAUCACAACUCAGCAGCCCACCUACCAUUUGUGGCAAAGUAUUUAAAAACAGCGAACCGACGUAUUCAUGCAGGGAUUGUGCCAUUGAUGCAACAUGUGUUCUCUGUAUGACAUGUUUUGGGAAUGGUAUUCACAAAGACCACAAUUAUCGGCUGAACACUUCCUCGGGAGGAGGUUGCUGUGAUUGUGGUGACGAGGAGGCCUGGAAACAAGGCGCCUCAUGUAAAAUCCACAGCGUAAAGUCCGAAGACUCUGCUGAUGAGGAUCCAUUGAAAAAGCUUCCAGAAGAUUUUUUAUCACGUGCGAGAUGUUUAUUCAAUGUUUUGAUUGAUUUCUGUGUAAAUGUGUUAUGUGAAAUCAACGAGGAAGAAUUAUUAUCUGACAUACAAACAAGCCCUCCUGAUGGAAACACGCAUGUUACAAUGCUUUAUAAUGAUGAAAGUCACACUUUUCAGGGUGUCAUUUCAGCCCUCCAGAAGUCUCUUCCUCGUGAUUCCUGCACAGAAAAACUAGCAAAUGACUUUGCUACAGUUGUCGAUCGUGAGGGCCGUUCUAGUAUCUACAUUGGUUCAUUGGAAAACUCUACCCGUGUCUCUGAGUCUGUUCAGAGAAAUACUAGUGACAGCUUGCACGGGCCUCUGAGAUGCGAGACAGCUCAUCUAUAUACUGUUGCAUGUCAACUUAUGGCGUUGAAGAUGAUGAAAUGGCUUGAUAGUCUUACUGAAGAAUCAGACAGUUUAAGGAGACUUCAUUCAGUUUUAAGUACAACAAGUUCUUGUGGUGAUUGUCAUCUCACAAGAGUACUUAAAGCUGAUGGGAAACUAUGGAAAGUUGCAAGAUUUCACAAUCACCAGCUGUUUAUGAACACGUUGCUCAAAGACUCACUUGGGAAACAAGCACUUGCUAUUGAGUUUACAAAGAAUUAUCCAGGUGUUAUUGACGAUUACUACAAUGAUGAUCAAGAUCAUGCAAUAUCGGCGGCUGGAAUGUCAGUUCAACUGUUUACAGUACCAAGUUUGGUGCAAAUGUUGUCCGUUCAUCACAACUUAAUGGAGACAGUCAUACAAGUGCUUUUGGAAAAAACCAAACCUUUGUUGAAAAAUAAUGGAGUGUUUGAUUUCAACAAAGAUGAACGCUUCAAAUCAACGCGGUUGUACUGGGUUAUACAUGAUUUGAGGUACAUUGUUCAAAACAAACCAAACGAAUGGAGCGAUGGUUUAAAAUGCAAAUUUUACAGAUUCUUAGAACUUUUCUUAUCAAUGUUGACACGUUUCCAGGGAAUGGGUAUGAUGAAACGUGCAACUGGUGUCCAUGUUGAGAUGGAACAAGAAUGGCAUCGCUCCUAUGAUUUUGAAAUGCGUUUUACUGUUUCUGUGCCAUUAAUACUUCAAUGGUGCGACGAGAAUCGAGAUGUGUUACUUAAAGCUAUUAAACUGACUUUGGAGUGUUUAAAGGACAUUCGAAAACGUGAUGGUUCAACUAAACUGAAGAAAACCCAUGGAUGGAAAAAAGGCAUAAAGGUAUUCGACUUCGAUGUUGCUUCAGAGAACGUUUCAAUGCAUAUUCCAAUCCCUCGUUUUCUGGCAGGUUUGCUUGGAUGCUGCGAAAAACAUUCCAUAAAUAUUAAAAACGUUCUGGAAAUCAAGCAAGAUGAAGAUGCGCUCAUGUACAUGGGAUUCCCUUUGAAAGUUCUGGUGUUUGUCUCGCAAGUUAAAGCUGGAAUGUGGAAAAGGAACGGUUACACUCUACUCCACCAGAUCAAUAUAUAUCGGAGAGAAAUGGAAAUGUAUGCUAAAGACAUCUUCAUGAUGCAGGUUCUGGCGUCGUGUAUGGACAAAGAAUAUUUCCUUCAGGUUGUUUUGGAAAUGUUCAAGCUCCAUCCUUGGUCAAAACACAGCUACAAUGUUGACGACAAACUUGACGAGAGCGCCUUGAACCAAAAUCUUUCAUUAGCUGGCGAUUUCCUUCAUCUUCUGAUCAUGAUUUUAGGAGAAAGAUACGACAGUACUAUUGGUCAGGUUGAGAACGAGGUUGAAUUGAAAAGAGAAGUCAUUCACAGAUUGUGUUUGGGAAACUUGUCAAGAAGUGAACUCAUGCGGGGUCUACCUUUGUCAGAAUCGGAGUAUCAACGCCGUGGAAAGAUAGAUGACGUCAUUGCCUCGGUAGCAACAUUCAAGAAGCCUGGUCUGUCCAGCAAAGGAACGUACAAAGUGAAGAAAGAGUUCUUAUCGGAGUUUAAUCCAUUUUUUUACCAUUACGAUAAAAAUGAGCUAUCUAAGGCUGAAGAUCAAAUGAGAAAGCGAUGCAAAGAAGAAGGAAUACCAGCAGUGUUUAUUCCGCCGGCCCCAGUUGAGUUCUUGCCUCAAUACUCCAGCAUCGUGGACCUGCUGACCUGUAAAAAGAUGAUUGACAUGCUCACAGCUAUUCUCUGGAGGAUCAAACAUGGCAAUCCUAAGGCCUGGACUGACAGGAUCUUUCAUCAGGUUUUGCAUCUGAUUGGCCUAGCGUUGCACGAAGAACAACGGCAAAGAUGCAAAGGAGAAUCGUUUGGUUUCGUCAUCGCCGCCACGAAACAAAACAACAAUUUUCCCAAGGAUUGUUCGCUGUUUGAGUGUAUAGAAACUCUGCAAGGAAACUCAAUUGUUGAACUACACAGCGGACUGCUUUCGUGGACGAUCCAGAAGUUCAAAGAAGAGCUGUCAGAGCAGAGUUAUUUUGCCGAGUCAAGCAUCCAAAGUUCUCAACCAAUGGACGUGUCGGAAACGGUGUCACAUGAUCAGGAGAAACUUAGCAGACAACGGCUCGCCCAAGAAAGGCGGGAAAAAAUAUUGGUUCAAAUGUCUGAUAUGCAGAAAGCGUUUAUUCGCCAGAAUUCUGAGCUGUACUUGUCAACAAAAACAGAUUUGGAGGAUUCAGAGCUUGAUGAAACCGACUCAACAGCUGCAUCAUCCUCGGAACAGGCCGUGAUUGCGAUCGGAAACAAUCGUACGCCGUCGGUCACUAUCCCUCGGGAACAAUUUAUUUGCAUUUUAUGCCAAGAGAAUCCGAGUUCGGACGAAAGACCGCUGGUAUACUCGGCGUAUGUACAGCGGUCGACGUUGUUGUCCAACAACCAUAACCAAACCCUUGACGAGGGGGAUGAAGCGGAUCCUCUAGUGUCAUACAGGGAUCAACGCGUCGGGACACAUGUGUGCAGUUGUGGUCAUGUAAUGCAUGGUGAUUGUUGGCAGCGGUUUUUUGAAUCGAUAUUAACCACCGAUCGUUUGUCGAUCAGGUUUCGAAUACGAAAUACAUUUGAUCUGACGAAGAGGGAAUUUCUAUGUCCAUUAUGUUCGGGGCUUGGUAACACAGUCCUGCCAAUCAUGGCCCCAACUGUCACAAAAGAUGAAAGCAGUUCUAACUAUGUGUCCUGGCUCGUGACCCUCCGGAAAAUACAAUCAAAAUUUACAAAAGAUUUGAUGGCAUUUGGUCAAAGCAAAGAAGAGGAAGGUGGAUUUAUCAAAACCCUGAAAGGGAGAGUUCUUCAAUAUAUUUAUCAACAACUGCUAUCGACGAAUAUGCAAUCGAUGAUUACGGUUUUCACCCGCGCUGCCUACACGUUUGGUUUGAAUGUUCAACCUGAUGAUGAUAACAACAGAGUAGCGUUAAUGGUUUGGGGAACCUGUGCCUAUACUAUUCAAUGUUUUGAACACAGCUCAAGAGAGCAAUCCACUGGAAUAGUUAGAAAUGAUCUCAAACGUGAAAUCGACAUCUUGAGAUCGUUAGUUUACGUCGCAAACUCGGCGAGUUCAAUCAGCAAGUCACAUGAUGUUGUCAGCCAUUGUCUCCGUUUGUUUUCUCUGCUGGCUGCAGCUGAGAAUCUUCCUGUGGAACAACGAUCAAUGAUGGAGAUUGAUCUCUUCGAUUGGAUGGUGAAAAUGCGGUUCUCCUUGCCCAGUAUCGACACAGCCAGUGAUACGUCACAGUCGGUUGAUGGAAGCAGUUUUUCUUCUGCUGAACUGGAUGGUUUUGUCUUUCAUCUCGCGCUUGCUGCCAGGAUUGUCCAAAUUCUCCUUACGACAUCAGAAGAUAUUCCUUCUGAUGAAAUGGACGAUUACGAUGAUUCUGAUGUCGUUAUCGCUGAUGAAAUAGCAAAUUUCUGGAGAACAUUGCGUAAAUUGUGCAAUCCAUCAACUGAGCCCUCAAGCCAUUCCAAUCCCCACCGACUGUUAUUGCACGUGCGAUACCGCUUGUUACCAUUCCUCCGAUGUUGCGCAAUUUUCUUUCACACUUUGAAUAGCACCAGAGUUCCCCUCGCUCUGAGAGAAAAUUUCGUAACUGCUGAAAAAGAAUACGAAGCUUUGGCUGAAUAUUUGGCAGUACCCAGAAGUCUGACUGAAAUAUUUGGCUGGAGUGACACGCAGAAGACAUUCACGAAUGAGGAUGUAUUGAAAGUUGUAGGAAGAUGGUGCCUAAAUCAGAAGACAGAUGAAACUGUGGAAAAUUUUGAAAGUUUGAAACAGAACACUUUAAUUCAACUUCCACACAACUACAGCGAGUUAAUAAACCAAGCAUCACAGUAUGAUUGCCCAGUAUUUUCUGGGGACGAGAACCGAGUGCCUGCGAAAUGUCUGAUCUGCGGGAAAUGGCUUUGUUGCGAAGCGUGGUGUUGUAAAGAGACCAUUGGUGAUCAGCAUGUUGGCUCGUGCACAGCACAUGCACAAACAUGUGGGGCUGGUGUGGGUAUGUUUCUCCGUGUACGAGAUUGUAUCGUUCUACUUGUGAAUGGUAUUGGCAAGGGCUGUUUCUACCCAUCGCCCUAUCUUGACGCUUAUGGUGAAAAUGAUCCGGGGUUGAGACGCGGAAACCCGCUCUUUUUGUGCGAAGAACGCUACAAACAGCUUCAGAAGCUCUGGAAACAACAUGGCAUUCCUACUGAAAUAGUCCGCCAUCUUGAAAGCAAUCGACAUUUGAUGCAAGUCGAUUGGGCUAAUUAUUAAACUACGGGUAAUCAACGUUUAACAAGCUCUCAAAAUCGGGCGAUUUUGAAAAAUCAUCAUAACAACUAAGUAUUUAUAUAUUUGUGAGUUGACAGUGUACUUCGUCAACACGAAAAAUGCAGCAAAACUAAACUAAGCUUGUUUUUUCAAGCAAAAUGAAACAUUGACAUGAAUCACGAUAUGAUUUCAAUAUAAA
Messenger RNA from Dendronephthya gigantea, 5560 nucleotides. RefSeq names its product E3 ubiquitin-protein ligase UBR2-like. The coding region runs from base 133 to 5364 and encodes 1743 amino acids. Gene Ontology annotation, biological process: protein ubiquitination; ubiquitin-dependent protein catabolic process via the N-end rule pathway. Gene Ontology annotation, cellular component: ubiquitin ligase complex; cytoplasm. The record is from RefSeq and is a predicted model, not a curated record. The transcript has 48 exons. NCBI's taxonomy places the organism in Eukaryota, Metazoa, Cnidaria, Anthozoa, Malacalcyonacea, Nephtheidae. Gene Ontology annotation, molecular function: ubiquitin protein ligase activity; zinc ion binding.